AUGUGCAAGUGUGUGAAGGUAUAUGCAGCCUUGCAGCCCUGGGGAAGCAGGAAGGCGCUGGCGAAUCCAGGCAUGUGCAGCUCCCGGGUGUCCCCGGAGCGCAUCCCGCCGGCUCCCGGCAGCGCCGGACACCGGAUCCCGGUGUUGCGCGACACGGUGGUGUCCGUUUCCCGCCGGGAGCACGGCCAGGCGCCGCGGGCAGGACGGGACAGGUCCCGCUGGGAUGCGAUCCGGGAUCCCGGCGAAUUUCCUCGCUCGGAGCCGCUUCCCCAAAUCCGUCUCAUCCUUCAGCGCCGCUGGGAAGGAGCGGGGAUGGGCCGACAGGUUCAGCGCCGCCGGCUGCGACGGCUCGGAGGAGCACGCGUUCAAGCACCCCUUCCUGCAGCCCUGAACAUGACGAGCGCCUCCAGCUUCCAGAUGCUGCGCGGCUCCGUCAUCAUCUUCACCGGCCUCCUCUCCGUGGCCUUCCUGGGCCGCAGGCUGGAGCUGAGCCAGUGGCUGGGGCUCCUGGUGACCAUCGUGGGGCUGGUGGUGGGGGGGCUGGCCGACCUGCGCGGCACCCACGAGGAGAAACGACAGCUCAGCCAGGUGAUAACGGGGGACCUGCUCAUCGUCAUGGCGCAGGUGAUCGUGGCCAUCCAGAUGGUGCUGGAGGAGAAGUUCGUCUACAAGCACGACGUGCACCCGCUGCGGGCGGUGGGCACCGAAGGCUUCUUCGGCUUCGUCAUCCUGGCGCUGCUGCUGGUGCCCAUGUCCUACAUCCCGGCGGGCGGCUGGAGCGGGACGCCGCGGCCUGCCCCAGGGCUUUCCGAGCUGCUGGAGAAUCCUGUGUGCGGGGACACGUCCCCUUGGGCCCCUGGGACCAGGGCGCUCGCUCCACGCGCCCCGUAA
Tinamus guttatus (white-throated tinamou) is the source of this 891-nucleotide messenger RNA. NCBI's taxonomy places the organism in Eukaryota, Metazoa, Chordata, Aves, Tinamiformes, Tinamidae. The record is from RefSeq and is a predicted model, not a curated record.